Messenger RNA from Carlito syrichta (Philippine tarsier), 1575 nucleotides. RefSeq names its product cannabinoid receptor interacting protein 1 (gene CNRIP1). Gene Ontology annotation, cellular component: plasma membrane. Bases 1 to 750 code for a protein of 249 amino acids. NCBI's taxonomy places the organism in Eukaryota, Metazoa, Chordata, Mammalia, Primates, Tarsiidae. Gene Ontology annotation, biological process: negative regulation of signaling receptor activity. Gene Ontology annotation, molecular function: type 1 cannabinoid receptor binding. The record is from RefSeq and is a predicted model, not a curated record. The transcript has 4 exons.
AUGACUACAGAAUCCUUUGGGCCCAAGCCCAGCGUGGCCCACAGUCCACUUUGGAUGGAAGUGCGCCUUCCCUCGGCCAUUUCCCCUAAGUUUUGGAAAGACUCCUAUUUCCUGAAAUUUAAAUCACCAGCCAGCGGUUUCCUGGCCCGCUUCCCGUCUCCCUGUGCCCUCUCAGCCCUCUCCCGCCUGGCUGGGGUCGGAUCCUCGAGCAAGAGUCCACAUCCCUUGGUUGGCCUAGGCGCUAUCCGGAUCGCGGGGGAUCUCGCUCCCGCGUGCGGAGGUCGCUGGCUCGCAGCGCCUUCCCAGAGCCUCCCAAACCUCCUCUCCUCCUCCCGCCCGGGGCUCUUCGAGGAGGAGCCUGCAAGUCCGCUUCCCCAGCAGAAGGGGAUUGUGGCUAAUUUCUACCACAUAUGGUCAACUCAAGUCCAUUGCAGGAACAUUUCCAUUGGUGGUGUGCUUGUCCCACUGGAGCUGAAGUCAAAAGAACCUGAUGGGGACAGAAUUGUUUAUACGGGCACAUAUGACACAGAAGGUGUGGCCCCAACCAAGAGCGGAGAACGGCAACCCAUUCAGAUCACCAUGCCGUUCACAGACAUUGGGACCUUUGAGACAGUGUGGCAAGUCAAGUUCUACAAUUACCACAAGCGAGAUCACUGCCAGUGGGGAAGCCCCUUCUCAGUCAUUGAGUAUGAAUGCAAGCCCAAUGAGACGCGCAGUCUGAUGUGGGUGAACAAGGAGUCCUUCCUCUGAAGAUGGUUCUGUCUGAUGUUGCUGGACAGUCUCCUCAGAAAUCUACUUUUAGGUAAACCAGCACAAGCCUUAACCAAGGCACACCACACCGUUGCUGUUUCUCAUCCAGUACCAAUGACCUACUAGCCCUGAUUGUUUUGAGAGUGUAACUCCCCUCUAACACAAUAUCCCUGACAUGAAAGUUGGUGAUGUACCAACCCCCCAAAUACUCCUUUUCGUAUUUUGUGCUGGUGUUCCUGCAUCCAAUCGUUCAUGGUCACACUGUUGACCACUUGUGACUGGAGCUCAGUGGAACUGGUAGACUUGCCCUCCUCUUGAAGGUUCCACUGACUGACUGUGGUGUUUUGUUUCCAAGUUGAGUGAUUUUUCUUUUUAUGUUCAGUGUUAAAUUUAAAAAUAACAAUGUGUACGGGUCCUCUCCUGUGUAAUGUGGUAACAUAUAACUUGCAAUGUUGGCCAGCUUUCAAAGCAGGCUUUGUGAAAAUGUAACAAUCACAGGUGAAUGGGACUCAACUGUUAUGCUUCCUAUAGAUAGCUCAGCUAUUGCAGGAAAGAACAAUGACAAAUGAAAGGACAAAUACUUAAGUAUUUAUAAUGCAUUAAAACUCUUUCAAGGAACUUAAGGUAUUAUACGAUAAUCCAAUGGAAAUGGCAAGAGCAUUGCUGUGGACCACUGUCAAAGUGACAGGAGUGGUAUGGUCAUCCCUUUGGCAAGCUUCCGUACAUUGAUGGCAUCCCCAUGUUCUUCCUUACUUGAACUUUGUAAAACUGUGUAUGGACCUGUAAUCAACUUUUGAUAUUUCUUAAUAAAGGCAUUGAAAAGUA